Molecule: messenger RNA, 2226 nt
Organism: Rotaria sp. Silwood2
Lineage: Eukaryota; Metazoa; Rotifera; Eurotatoria; Philodinida; Philodinidae
Source: the annotation of a GenBank genome assembly
AUGUUCUUCAUAAAAAGUCAAACCAAUCGACAAUCUUUAUUUGGUGGUUUUUAUUUUUUAUAUUUCCUCUUUAUAUUACAUAUAUGUACAGCAUUUUUAACAAUAAUCAGUGGACUUAAUAAUAAUUUGAAAGAUAAUGAAGCAAUUAUUCAAUUAUCAAUGGAUUCAAUUCAUGUUGUUGAAUCCUCAGAUCAUCAAAUUGCAAAUAUUGAAGAAAAUAUAACUGAUAAUGAAGAAAAAGAACUUCUUAUGGCUCUAUUAACAACCUAUGAUGAUGAAUUAGAAACAAAUAAAAAAAUUGAUAAUGAAAUACCUAUAAUAAAUACUUCAACAUCAAUUCGUUUUAUUCCCUCUUUACUAGUUUUUGCUGAACAAUCAAUAGCUAUACCACAAAUGCAAACUGUUAUGAUAAUUAAUGAUGAUUCUGAACCACUUGAACUUUAUUCAUUAGCAGGAACAACCGAUCAAUUUUAUUCAUCAUUUUUUAAACAAAAUGUUCUUCCACCUUAUGGUGGUAAAACAUCAAUGAAUGUUUAUUAUUUACCAAGAACAAUAGGUUUUACAAAUAGUAUAUUUAUAAUAAAAACAAAUCGUGGAAAUUUUUAUUACAAUGUCAGUGGUAUUGGUAAAUCUAAUCCAUUUCGUUUACGUCCAUUAUUAAAUGCAAGAAUACCAUUGAAUUCUACAUAUGAAUAUACAAUUCAAUUUUAUAAUCCAUAUAAUUAUUCAAUAGAUAUAAAUGAAAUCUAUACAAGUGAUGAAAAUUUAAUAAUUGAAUUUUUAUCAAAGAGCAAUAUGAAGAAUAGAAUAACAAAAACAUUUGAACAUUAUGAACAAUGGCGUUUAAAACCUCAUGAAAUAAAACCAAUUAUUAAAAUAAAUUAUUUUGCAUAUAAAUUAAAUAAAUUGCAUGGAUAUAUUUGUAUUAAAACAAAUCUUAGUGAUAUUGUUAUUAUACCGGUGGAAAUAAAUGUUUUAAAUCGUUCAGGUCUUUAUUCAAAUGUUGAUUUAUUAGAAUUUACUGCUCAUAGAUUUAUACAUUCAUCAGUAAAACCAAUAACAAUACCAGUUUAUGUAUUCAAUAAUGAUAUAAAGCCGAUAAUGAUCACUGAUGUUCGUGUGACACCAGAACAUAGGAAUUAUAUAACUGUUCAUUUUAAAAGUCUUCCAAUUCCUCCUGAUAUUCAUCGUUUGAAUCAAAUAGCUGAUAUAACUAUUCAUCCAAAUUUGAUUCCUAAUCAUAUUCAUGAAAUAUAUGGUUAUGUUCAAGUAUACACAUCAUUAAAUAAUGAAGAACCUGUAUUAGAAAUACCUUUUCAAGAAACAAUUUUACAUGGCUCACUUCAUUAUAAAAAAGAAGAUACUUUUUUUUAUAUUCCAUCAUUAAAUCACGCAUUAGCCAAUGAUAAUAUAAAACAAUGUCAAUCAAUUAAACUUCUUAAUCAGUAUAAUACACCGAUUUCUGUAUAUAAUGUAACAGUGAACAAAUUGGAACUACUUUCACAAUUUGUUAAAAUCGAACAUCGUUCAUCUUUUUCUUAUUUGUAUCCCGAACAAUGGAGUGAAUUAUUAUGUGUAACUCAUCUUAAACAAUCAUCAUCAUCUGUACCAUUUUCCAAUAUUCAAACAGUAAUUGAUGUUCAUACAAAUAUCUCGAAUUUUAUUAUUCCGAUUUAUUUAUACAAUGGAUUUCUUAGCGUAAGACAUUUUUAUUUCUAUUUUUAAAUAAUAAUAAAAUUGUUAACAAAACUCACAUAAAAAAAAAUUGUUUUGUUUUACAAGAAAGAAAAAAAAGAAUUUGAGAGAAGAAUUAUGAGACCACCGAGUAUCAUGUCAAUAUACGAGACAUUCGACAAUUUUUUUCCUUCUUUUUUUUUGUAUAUUCAAUACAUUAAUAGCUGAAACUAGUAGUAACCUCAAAUUUUUAGCGUUCAAUAUUAUUUCUUUCAACAGUUAGUCAAUAUUGACUUUUUUCCACUAUCAUAUGAUUAUGAGUAAAACUAGCAAGAAAUACUCUCUAAAAAUUGUGCUUGUUUUCGUUUCAAUGAAUCAUUGAAAUUUUUUUAUAAAUUAUACUACAUAGGUUAGUCAAUAAGUUCUCGGAUUUUCAAAUAUUUAUUCAUAGAAAAAACAUUUUACUAAUCUUUUUACAGUAAAUGUUCAAAGUAGUCCCCACGAUGUUCAGUACAAAGUUUCAUCCUUUUAAUCCACUCCUGGAAUGUCUUU